Messenger RNA from Danio rerio (zebrafish), 2836 nucleotides. Lineage: Eukaryota; Metazoa; Chordata; Actinopteri; Cypriniformes; Danionidae. The record is from RefSeq and is a predicted model, not a curated record.
AGAUCUGUCUGGAUCCAAGUCUGCAGCCUCGUUUGUGUAGUAUUGUUUACAAUAUAGCCCAGUAACUGAGGUUAGCCUCAUGUUCUCAGCAGUUGUCUAAAAACUGCACAGAAAUGGUGUUUCUGCACACCACUCAUCUUUAUUCAGGUCAAACAGAGGUAAGUGGGUAUAAGUCUACAGUUCUACGUUCCUUCGUUCGACCAUCAUACAUAUUAAAAUUUGAGAGAAACUGUUAUCACGAGUUUUCCAGGAUUCAUCUGCUCUCUACUCUGCUGCAAUGGCAAGUUAAUCUGGAAACGUUGAGGUUUAGUGCUUGUGGAAUCACAGAUGAGGCCUGUUUUGCUCUGGCUAAAGCUCUGACAUCAAAACUCUCACACCUGAGAGAACUGGAUCUGUCUGAAAACAAACUGGGAGAUGCAGGGGUGAUGGUGCUCUCUGCUGCACUCGAAAAUAAUUGUUCUGAUCUUGUAUCAUUGAAGAUGAAUGAUUGUGAUCUCACAUAUGAAGGUUGUAGUCAUUUGGCUUCAGCUCUCGCAUCAAACCCCUCACACCUAAGAGAGCUGGAUCUGUCAAAGAAUAAGCUAGAUGAUGUAGAAAUGUUGGUGCUCGCUGCUGGUCUGGAAAAUUCUUCCUGCAAAUUGGAGAAACUGAGGUUGGUCAAGUGUGGUUUAACUGAUGAAGGUUUUGUUGUUCUUAAUAAAGCUCUGAGAUCAAACCCUUCACACCUAAAAGAGCUGGAUCUGUCUGAGAAUAGCCUAUGCUAUUUACAUACAAUGCUGCUCUCUUCUGUAUUGGAGAGUCCUUACUGGGAGCUGAAGACAUUAAAAUUGGUGAAUUGUAGUUUUACAGAAGAAGGUGGUGCAGCUCUGAUGUCUGCUCUGAGAUCGAACCCCUCACACCUGAGAGAGCUGGAUCUGUCAAAGAAUAACAUAGGUUACUUAACCAUGAUGGUGCUGUCCUCAGCCAUGGAGAUUCCUUACUGGGAGCUAGAAAUACUGAGGUUAAAUGAUUGUGGAAUCACAGAUGAUGGUUUUGCUGCUCUCGGUGCAGGUCUUAGAUCAAACCCUUCAUACCUGAGAGAGUUGGAUCUGUCUAAAAAUAAACUGGGAGAAUUUGGGGUACACAUGCUCUCUAUUGCACUGGAGAUGCCUUAUUGUCAACUUGAAACACUGAGGUUGGUCAGUUGUGACAUCACAGGUAAUGGUUGGAUUGUUCUGGUAUCAGCUCUGAGAUCAAACCCCUCACACUUGAGAAAUCUGGAUCUCUCUGGGAAUAACCUUGAAUGCUUCGAAAUAAAGCUGCUUUCUGAAGUAUUGGAGAGUCCAUACUGUAAACUGGAGACCUUGAAAUUGCGUAAUUGUAAUCUCAAAGAUGAAGAAUGUGUUUCACUGGCAUCUGCUCUGAGAUUGAAGAUCUCGAAGCUUAGAGAGCUGGAUCUGUCUGAGAAUAAACUAGGAGAUUCAGGAGUCAAGGCUUUUUUUGCUGAGCUAGAGGGACAUUUAUCAAAAUUUGAUGCUUUAAGAUUUGUGAAUUGUGGUCUCACAGAUGAAGGAUGUGGUGUACUAGCUUCAGUUCUGAGCUCAAACCCCUCACACCUGAAAGAGCUGGAUCUGUCUGGAAAUAAAGUGGAAGAUUCAGGAGUGAAGAUGCUCUCUGAUGGACUAGAGGAUUAUUGCUGCCGACUGGAAACAUUAAAGUUGGUGGGUUGUGGUCUCACAGAUGAAGGUUGUGCUUCUCUGGCUUCAGCGUUGACAUCAAACUCCUCACACCUAAGGGUACUGGAUCUUUCUAAAAACAAACUUUCAGACUCAGGAGUUAGACUGAUCUCGACUGGACUGGAGAAUCCCCAUUGUAAAGUGGAAAUCCUCUGGCUGGUCGAUUGUGAUGUGAACGAUGAAGGAUGUGCAGCUCUGGCUUCAGCUCUGACAUUUAACUUCUCAAAUCUGCGAGAGCUGGAUCUGUCUGAGAAUAAUCUAGGAGAUUUUGGAGUGAAGCUUCUCAGUGCUGGACUGGAGGAUCCCCACUGUAAACUGGAGAUACUGAAGUUAAAAAAUUGUGGCUUCACAGAUGGAGGUAUUGCUGCUCUGGCUCCUGUUCUAGGAUCAGAUCACUCAUACCUGAAAAAUGUGGAUCUGUCUGGUAACAAGUUUGAGGAUUUUGGGGUGCAGCUCCUUUCUAUUGCAUUUUACUAAACAUUCUUGAGGCAACAGAAGAAGUCAUUAAGAUUAAUAUUCUAAUGAAGCAUAUUGGCUGUUUAUUAUUGGUUGUUAAUGAUUGAUUUGUUUUUAUUGUAUGACUUCUUCCCCACAUGCAAAGUGAUGACUGGGCCUCAAAGAUGGCAGGUUUCUCUUUCGUUUUUGCAGAUUUUUUUUACUUUUAUCAUCAGACUAAUUAACUUACAACCAAUAAACUGAAUCUAGGAAGAGUUAAUGUUUAGAGGAAGUGGAUUUCAUGUAAUCAUGUACAAGCAAAAGGUGACAUUUCAUAAACACUGAUAGUGAUUUGAGAUUCAUCUGAGCAGUUCUGUCUUUUGAAAUAACUCUUCAAAAAAGUGGACCUUACUAAAAUAGUUUAGACCUUUAUUCUGUGUAUUAUAUGUCUUGUCAACAUCUUUGAACGACUUCAUUUUAAUGUACUAUAUGAGUACAAGUUUUAACUUUGAUAACUUUUUUGCACAUUUUUUUUUAUAUAAUUCAUUUAUAGUAAUUGUAUAGUUUUUUCAUUGUGGAUCUGAGAUGCAGUUAAUGCAUGUAUUUCUUUUGGAAACAACACACCUAACUGCUCUUUGACCGCUUGUAAAAAUAUAUGGCUCAAUAAAAAAACAGCUAUAAGGAAA